UCCUUCAGCGGCGGCGGGAGCAUGUCUUUUCACGCCCCACGCGCAGCUAUGCACCGAAUAAAUUAAACAGUUUUUAUUAUCAUUGACACAGAAGUGCAUUGGCCAAUCUAGCGCAAAUCGGGGCGUUAUGAAUGUCAAUGUUCUAGCAAAACGACCCUAUAUAACAGUAUCGUUUGACCUUUCUCGGCAUUGCCGCGCACAACGUCGGGAUGAUGGCACGGAGACUCGCUUUACUGUUCCUAGCCGUGUGUGGCUCCUGCAUGGAGAUGCGGGAGUCCGUGGAGAGGAUGGUGAUGGUCCGGACGACGGGGUCCGACCUCCAACCCGCCGCUACUGGAUUCAUUUACAAAAAGGACAACGACGGACCCGCGAGCGUUAUCAAAAUGGAGGAGAGUGAUGUAAUGGAGCAUUUGUCGAAGUUGCCGGUGUAUGACCAGCCUAAGGCAUUUGCUGCUCCUAUCCCGGUCGCUGCUGGACCUUUCUACGCUAAAGAAGACGAGGCUAAAGCCGCCUCACAUGCCAGCGAGGCUUACGUCAUUCCAGUAGUCGAAAAGGCUGAUGAACAUGACGACGGCAUUGAUGGCAUCGCUGAUGAAGAAGAUUAUGGAAAAUUCCUGAAGGACUACGCGGCAGACUUCGGCAAAUAUAAUAGCGAUUUCUCUGACUACUUGCACAGUUUAGGUCACUACGAUCUAGGGAUUUAUCAUGGCGACGGGGGAGGGAGUGAUUAUGGCUCCGAAGGGCAUCAUGCACACGGUGAUAAAGGACACAAAGGGUAUGCCUCCAGCCACGGGUACGGGAAAGGGGGAGAAGGAGACUAUCACACGGAGAAAUAUGAAAGCUACUCAAUCUCUAAAAAGGGAGGUCAUAAGAAACACUAUGGGGACGCAGACGCCUUCGGCAAGCAUUACGACGAAGGUGACAAGUACUCUGGAGGCGACCACGGGCACAAACUCGCCCACAGCAAGGAAGGGGCGGUCGACGGUUAUCACAAACAUCUCGACAAAAACGAGUUCAAAAAAGACCAUGACUUCUAUGACACAGAAGGUGUUACAGGUGGAUUCGAUGAGCACGGAGCUGGACAGGAACAUCACGGGGCAGAAGCCGGAGCACAUGAAGAAGGAGGUUCUCACGAGUCAGGGCAUGACGAGGCACACGCAGGAGAAGAGGGUUUCGGAGAGAAGCAGUCUGGUGACGAACACGGGGCCACCCACUCCGCAGACGGAGGAGAAUCCUCCUCACACUACUAUUCAGGGGAGGGAGAGGCUGCGGGGGAAGGGCAUGGCGGAAAGGUCUACGGCUACCAAGUCAAACACUGAGGGACUGUUAAAGAUUGUUAUUGUUUUGUUAGUUUUUGUAAAUAUGUAUAUUUUGUAAGAUAAAGAUAAGCCAUAUUUCUAACCAA
This is a messenger RNA of Cydia fagiglandana, 1405 nucleotides long. RefSeq names its product filaggrin-2-like. The record is from RefSeq and is a predicted model, not a curated record. The coding region runs from base 210 to 1319 and encodes 369 amino acids. The transcript has a single exon. Lineage: Eukaryota; Metazoa; Arthropoda; Insecta; Lepidoptera; Tortricidae.